Molecule: messenger RNA, 3609 nt
Organism: Pantherophis guttatus
Lineage: Eukaryota; Metazoa; Chordata; Lepidosauria; Squamata; Colubridae
Source: RefSeq, a predicted model, not a curated record
GGGCCUCUCCCGCCCCCUUUCAGGGCUAGAGAGGGGCUGCAGCAGAGCUGUGGGGAAAAGCCGCUCAAGGAAGGAGAUGAACCCCCUCCUCCGCUUCCGGAUGGUUCUGCUGCUCUGGAUAUUGCUGGCCGCCUGCCUGCCUGCUCUGUGUGCUGGGCAAGACCAGGCCACUUUUGUUCCCGAUGUGGGCUGGGAUGGAGGUGCCCAGAGGAACACACUGCUGGUCCAUACUGUGGAGGUCCCAUCCGAAGAUGAUCAGCUGCCACAGGCGGGAACAGAAGCCCAAGGAGCCGUUCAGGACCCCACAAAGUUGUCUCUCCCCUUUCCAGAUGAAGCUGCUGGCCAGGGGGAGAUGGUUCCGGGUGGGUCAAAAGAGCUGGGGGGCCUCCCAAAUUCUCUUGAGGGAGAGGAGGAGGAAGGCUGCCAGGACUGGGCCCUUUCCGGAAGUGUGAGCCAGAUUGCCUCGGCCAUGAGGGCCCUGGGGGUGGACCUUCUGCAGGAGAUUGAAACGGACGACAACAGGGGCAACUCCAUCCUCUCGCCCCUCAGCAUCAGCCUGGCCCUCGCCCACCUGGCUCUAGGGGCUGCCAACCAGACCCAGAGGCACCUCCUGGAGGUCCUGCACAUGGAGUCCGUGCCUUGCCUCCACCAGGCGCUGCGGGGGGUCACCCAGCACCUCCACCGGACAGCCCUCAGCAUAGCUGGCCGCCUCUUCCUGGAGAAAGGCUUCCCGAUCAAAGAGAAGUUCCUGGAGGCAUCCCAGAGAUUCUAUGGAGCAAAGCCGGCCCUGCUUUCUGGGAACAGCCAGGCUGACCUGGAGGCCAUCAACAGAUGGGUGGAAGAAGCCACCAAUGGGCAGAUCUCCACCAUGCUCACCGAGCUGCCUCCCAACGUUGUGAUGGUCCUUCUCAACGCAGUCUACUUCCGAGGGUUCUGGAAGACCAAGUUCAACCCACUCCUGACGGAACCCAGUCUGUUCCACCUGGACGAGGAAUCUGCGGUCUCUGUGGAGAUGAUGAAGGAGCGGGACUUCCCCCUCAGCUGGUUCAGAACAGAGUCCUUGGAGGCCGAGGUUGCCAAGUUUCCCUUUAAGGGCAACACCUCCUUCGUGGCCAUCGUCCCCAGCCUCCACCUGCGGAAGAACUUCUCUCAGGUUCUGUCUGAGGUCCUCCAGCUCGACCUGGAGAUGUUCCCCAAGGAGAGGUCCACCAUGGUGAAGAUGCCGAAGCUGCACUUAGAGGACCACGUGGACCUCAGUGGGGCCUUAACUCGGUUAGGUCUCGGAGAGCUCUUUUCUGCCCCAGACCUCCGCCACAUCACCGAGGGACCCCUGGUGGUCUCCAGCAUCCAGCACCGAGCCGCCCUGGAGCUGGCCGAGGCCGGAGUGCAGGCGGCAGCGGCCACCAGCGUGAUCGCCUUCCGCUCCAUCUCGGCUUUCUCCCUUGACCAGCCCUUCAUCUUCAUGAUCACAGAGGACAUCACGGGCAUCCCCCUCUUCCUGGGCACCGUCCGGAAUCCCAGCCCCGGAGCUGCCCGGGAGAAGACUGGCCAGGACCAUCUCAAUGAGAAGAAAGUCCUGCCUGUUGAUCACAAGCUUCACCUCUGGAAGCCCUGUGCAAGAGGGAUGUGUGAUCUGGCUCCUUUACACCCCCUGGAUUCUGACCAACCCUCUCGCUUGGCUGACGGAGGGCCGGCUUGGAAAGAGGCGGCGGCUGCUUUAAGAGGGACCCCACAAAGCUGUAACCUGAAGCCUCUUGCCGUCCCUGUGCCCGUUAUAAGCACCAGGCUCCCCCUGCCCUGCGCACACCGCCCUGCGGGCUGGCUGGAGAACAAGCAGCUGGUGAAGGAUUUCGAGGCAGAUCCUUCUCCUGUUGUCAGGAGACGCAGCACCAGAGUUAAUUGGAAGCUUGUGCAGAUCGGCUGCCCUAGGAUGGGCUCCCGUAAUUGCAGGCUUCUGCUAUUUCCACGUAGCCCUGGUGGCGCCAGCCUGGAGGGCUUUGGCUUUGGCCGAGGCUACGGUUUACCCUUUGGACACCGGGAGGAAGCAGCCCGGAAGCCAGAGAUAAAUUAUGCCCACUUGCCUACAGCUACUGGGCAAGAAAGCCGGCCAGGUCUCAAGGCGGGGCUGCUCAUGCCUUCCGAGACAAUUCCUACUCAGAAACCCAGUCUAGGAAACGUAGAAUGUAGCCCCCCCCCCUCCCCGGCCCACACUAACAAAUGCAAACGUUCCUGUCCCACCAUGAAACACCUGAUGGUCCUCCUGGGGCUGGCCGCCCUGGCCGUCUCUGGCCAAAGCCAAGAUGUGAGCCCUGCAAGCAGCCCCCAGGAGCUGGACCCCGCCAGGGAAGCUGGGCAGCAGGAGGAGGAGGAAGACCCCUUCUACAAGAGCCCCGUCAACAAACUGGCUGCCGCCGUCUCGAACUUUGGCUACGCCCUCUUCCGCCAGCAGUCCGGCCAGACCCCCUCGGCUAAUGUCCUGCUCUCCCCCUUCAGCGUUGCCACGGCUCUCUCGGCCCUCUCGUUGGGUGCGGGCGAGCGGACGGAGGACGUGAUCUCACGGGCCCUUUUCUACGACAUGUUGGACAAGGCCAACCUGCAUAGCACUUACAAGGAGCUCCUGGGCAGCAUCGGUGCCCCCAGCAAGGGCCUGAAGAGCGUCUCCCGCCUGGUGAUGGAGAAAAAGCUGAGAAUGAGAAUGGCUUUUGUGAACGAGCUGGAGAAAUCCUACGGCUUCCGGCCCCGGGUGCUCAGCGGAAACACCCGGGCGGAUCUGCAGGAGAUCAACCAGUGGGUGCAGCAGCGGACGGGGGGGAAAGUCGUCAGAUUCCUGGGGGAGAUCCCUGCCGGGCUCAGCAUCCUCCUGCUGGGGGCUGCCUCUUUCAAAGGGCAGUGGGCCACCAGGUUUGACCCCAAGCUGACCAAGCCUCAGGACUUCCACUUGGACGAAGACCGGAGCACCCGGGUGCCCAUGAUGUCGGCCCCCAGAGCCAUCCUGAAAUACGGCUUUGACUCUGAGCUCAACUGCAAGAUCGCCCAGCUGCCCCUGGCCGGAGGGCUCAGCAUCAUGUUCUUCCUGCCCGAGACCCCCACCCAGAACUUCACCCUCAUUGAGGAGAGCCUGACAGCCGAGUUCGUCCACGACAUCGACAAGCAGCUCAAGACUGUCCAGGCUGCGCUGAGCGUGCCGCGGCUGAGGCUGGUGGCCGAGACAAGGCUGGGGGAGGUGCUUCAGGAAAUGCGGCUCCAGGCUCUCUUCUCCACGCCAAACCUGGGCAAGAUCUCCGCCAAGGCCCUCCGGCUCUCUCAUGCGCAUCACAAGGUGGCCUUGGAGCUCGGGGAAGAUGGGGCCAGCGCCGUGUUCGCCUCAGAGACGGAGGCCGCUCGGCUGAACUUCCCCAUCGUCUACACCCUGGACAGGCCCUUCCUGUUUGUGCUCUACGACAACGACACUGGCACCCUCCUCUUCAUCGGAAAGAUCCUUGAGCCUCAGCAGGCCUAGAGCGCUCCACAUGGCCCCCGAGGCACAGGAGCAGAGGGGGGGGGGGUCCUUGACUGUGUCCCACAGCUGGUUUUGCUUCCAUGGUCCAAUAAAAGAGCUUCUGCCUUAAA